Molecule: messenger RNA, 13796 nt
Organism: Mugil cephalus (flathead mullet)
Lineage: Eukaryota; Metazoa; Chordata; Actinopteri; Mugiliformes; Mugilidae
Gene: sacs2
Product: sacsin
Exons: 7
Coding region: 7-12822 (4271 amino acids)
Source: RefSeq, a predicted model, not a curated record
GGAAGGAUGAGUCUGAAGACGAAGAAAAAAGCUCGGACUUCCUUCGGGGCCACAGCACCACCCUUCAUUGACUACCUGAAAGAUAUUCUACGUCGAUAUCCAGAUGGAGGACAGAUUUUAAAGGAAUUGAUUCAAAAUGCAGAUGAUGCUCAAGCCACGGACGUGGUUUUCAUACAUGAUGAAAGAAGCUACGGGACUGAGAGUCUUUGGACUGAGGAACUGGGAAAAUACCAAGGUCCGGCUCUCUAUGCCUACAACAACGCAGCGUUCACUGAUGACGACUGGAAAGGGAUUCAGAGUGCAGGAAGGAGCAUCAAACGCAAUGACCCAAACAAAGUUGGGAGAUUUGGAAUCGGCUUCAACUCUGUUUACCACACAACAGAUGUGCCAAGUAUAUUCAGUUCAGGACACCUUGGGUUUCUGGACCCCCAAGAAAAGACAUUUGGAGAAGGAAAAGGAGGGUUCCUGUGGUCUUUGGAUGAUGACGAACACCAAGAAGUUCUAAUGAACAUGCUUGACCAGUUCCAACCCUUUCGAGAUAUUGUUUCGCUUGUAAGCGAACAAGAAUGGUCAAAGGUUGUCAUGGAGGAUCAGAAAUUUGACGGGACCAUUUUCAGAUUCCCAUUACGCAAAGAAACAUCAGAAAUUUCAGAUAAUCUUUAUGACUCAGAUAGGGUGGUUGAACUUUUUGACAGCUUCAUUGCAGAUGCAGACUUAAGCCUCCUCUUCUUGAAAAACGUGAUAUCUGUGUCCUUAUUACAUGUUAAUGUAGAUGGCAUUGUCACCACCAGACUUGAAGUGAAAUCCUCAGUCUGCACAGAAGUGGUUCUGGAGUCAGAAGAUGAGUCAGUUAUCGAGAGUGAGACACGAUUCAAAGUGAUAACUCUCAAUUCAGAAAACCACAAAGAAACAAAAUGGCUUGUGACAACGUGUACCAUGAAAGAGGGCAAAGUGGAGGAGCUUGAUUCUCUUGCAGAAAAGUUGAGCUUUUUACCUCGAGUUGACUUGGCAUUUGCUUGUGGUGAGAAGAGAGACUGUAGUGAGAGUAGACUGAGCUGCUUCCUUCCCCUCCCAAACAAUGACUCCAACAAGACAGGUCUGCCAGUUUAUGUCAAUGCAUGCUUUGGCCUCACAGACAAUAGAAGACAAAUCAAGUGGCAAGAGGAGGAUCAGAAACAUGAUGACCACGCUCUGUGGAAUGAAUUGUUGAUGAAGGAAGUGCUCCCUCACGCAUACAUCAUGAUCAUUAAAGAUGCCAUCCAACUUGCCAAAGAAUCUAUCUUCCCAGUAUCUUCCGUGUACAAUCUGUGGCCAGACAUCGCCCAGGUACAACACAAGGACAAAUGGUAUGAUGUUGCUCUGGAUGUUUUUCGUCAUGUAUUCACACAGAAUGUGGCCAUCCUGUCCCUUGCCAAAAAUGAAAGACAAUUCAUCACUCCAGCAGAAGCCGUGUUCCCCUGUAAUGAUCCAACAAGCAUUGACAUACUGUCUGUCAUUGAAAGGACUUUGGUUUCCUGUGGAGAAAAUCUUGUGACUCUACCAGCCAGUGCUACAAGGGCUAUAAAUGAAGCCUAUCCAUAUCCAGAUACGUUAACAUAUGUGACGCCAACAUUCUUCAGGAACAUUCUCCACAGCACUGGAGUACAUGACUUGAGCAAAGAUGACAAACUCUGUCUUUUAGAGUACAUUUUGAGUGAUAGAAAAUAUGAAGAACUCAAGGGCCUUCAGCUGCUUCCGCUCAGUGAUGGUUCUUUCAUAUCUUUCACAAACAGAGAGGAGGACACUGCUUUAAUUGACAGCAUGGAAUUUCCAAGAAUAUUGCUGCCAAACUGUAAACACCUCUUCAUCCCACAUGAUCUCAGUUCAGCCUGUAGUACCCAUCUGAAACAACUGGCCAGCAAAAAUUUAUUCAUGGUCAUGAACAUUGACGCAGACCACGUGGCUGAAUACACAAGAAGGCAUAUGCCCCAGGACUGGAAGCAGAUGGGGACGGCGUUUGUUACAUGGGACAUCGGCAACAGUCAGCAUCCACCAUUGGACUGGAUUCAAGAGUUCUGGAAGUUUCUCAACACUCACUUCAGUGAGUUAAGUCGUUUCACUGAAUUACCUUUAAUACCAGUCAGACCUCUGUCCGUCAGUCAGCCUGUAAUUCUAGCAAAGCUACAACACAACACAACCAUGAUUUUUCAGAAAAACAAGCAGGUUAGUUUACCAGACCAAAUAGCCCAGCUGGUGACCAGAGUUGGUGGCACAGUAGUGAGAGGAAACCAGUGGCUCAAGCACCAAGACCUUGACUCCUAUGUACUGUGUCCAUCUCCAAGGAGUGUCAUGGUGGUCUUGAUGAAUUUAGAUACUCAGCAUCUCAUCAGAGAACUCAAAACUGUGUCUGAGAGAGCAAGAGAGGAACUGAAAGAUUACCUCUCUUACUUGGAUUCACUCUCAGGCCGAGAGAAAGAUUUGCUCUCAAAGUUGCCUCUGUUUCAAACCAUGAAAGGAUUCUGUGUUGCAGCUGAAUCCAAAAAAGCUGUGCUUCUGACAUCUGCCCUGACAAUACCAAAAGAUCUCCCUAUGCCUGAUUCAGUCAUCCAGUGUGCAACUGAGGCAGAUCGCAGGUUGUUACAGCUGCUAAAAGUUAGUCUCUUGGACACAGCAGCAGCUGCCAAUGUUCUCAUUGACUGUAUUGAGAUGGGGGCUUGCAGCACUGAAGACACUCAGAAAAUAAUGAUUUGGAUUUUACAGCAUGGUAAUAUCCUUUUCUCUCAAAAUCAGACUGUGAAAUGCAGAUGCAAGGACUUGAGUUUCAUCGAAAUGAACGGAGAGCUGAAAAAGACCUCAAGCUUUUUUGAUCCAAGAAUUCAAAGUUUUCAAGUCAUAUUUGAGUCAGACUUCUUCCCCCCAUCUUUAUACACUCAGACACAGCGGAUGCUAGAAAGCCUAACUGAACUUGGAUUAAUAAAUAAAGAAGCGGAUAUGUCACCUGAGUACUUGUUGCAUGCUGCCACACUUAUUGAGAAACUGCAUGGGGACUCUGAAACCGAGGCUCUCAAAAGAGCUCAGGUUCUCUUGGAGAUGUUGGAUGAUAAUAAUCUACUGUCUAAGUUUUCUCGUAAGCAGCUUCAACACCUUAAAAUGCUAAAAUGGCUACCAUGUGAUCAACCCGAUAAGGACAAAAGUCAAUUCAGUAAUGAAUCUCAGAAAAGGCGUUUCUUCUGCCCAGACGAAGUAAGACAUUCUGUGUAUGAGGACAUUGUUGGACAUGUAAUGCCUCUGGUUGGAAAGCUCACUGACAGAGUAAGCAUCAAACUUGACUUCAAACGUCUACCUCCGCCUGAAAAAGUGAUUGAGAAUUUGACAUUCUUGACAUCAAAAGCAGAAGAAAUGACUGAUCCUGAUACAAAUGUGGAUUUCAAAAGAAAGUUGCACAGCAUUUACAAACACAUGCAAGAAAACAUCUCUGCAUUUGAAGCAGUGAUGAACAAUGAGGCACGCUGGCUGUGGGCACACAACCAAUUCGUUUCACCACAGGAUCUGCUUCUUCACUAUCCACGUGAUCUGGAUCUGAGUUCUUACGUUGGGAAAGUGCCAAAAGAAUUUUUGCCAUACAAGACGUUGCUCCAAAGGUUUGGCCUGAGAUCAUUUCUUUCAAAUGAAGAAAUUGUUGGCAUUCUUCACACUAUCCAACUAUCAAUUGAAGCAAGGCAAGAGCCAUUUGCUAGUUCCUCUGAGGUAAAAGUGUCAAUAGAAAUUCUCAACUGGUUGUGGAGAGAGAAGGAGACCGUUGAGGAUGACAUCCCAGUGCCUGUCAUCAUAGAGGGAGAAAGAUUUACCCUUAAACCAUGUUCAACAGCAGUCUUCUGUGAUGUAAGCAAAAAUGGGCUGAAAGAAUUCCAAUAUAGGCCAGAAGAAAUUUAUGUAACUCAUGACGAAAUCCUAAAAGCAACUGCUGAAUGGCUGAAUAUUCGAUUUCUCAGCACCUACAUCCUCGAUCCAGAGCUAGUGGGGAUUGAACAGUGUGGACAAUCUGAACCAAUAACAAUAAGGAUAAAAAACAUUCUGAAAGAGUAUGAUGAAGAAAGUGACAUCUUCAAAGAGCUCAUUCAAAACGCAGAGGAUGCUGGGGCAGAUGUCUGUAAAUUCUUGGUGGAUUUAAGAGUACACAGAGAUGCCCCUGAAAGUCUCAUUGACCCUGACAUGGCUCUUUGUCAGGGUCCUUGUCUUUGGGCUUUUAAUAAUGAGCAGUUCACAGCUGAGGAUUGGGCAGAUAUUGUCAGAGUCGGCGCUGCCUCAAAAGAAACCAAAGUAGAGAAAAUUGGAAAGUUUGGACUUGGAUUUAAUACUGUGUAUCAUUUAACAGAUGUCCCCUCCAUCCUCAGUGGCAACCAUCUUCUCAUACUGGAUCCGAAUGUUACUCACCUUAAAAAGCACAUCAAAAACAAAACUAAUCCUGGAAUCAAGCUGGACCUCUCCCAACAGCGACUCUUUCUUUGGUUUCCUGGCCAGUUUGGACCAUAUGAAGGAAUUUUUGACUGCAAUUUCACUAGUCAAAGUCAUGAAUCUUAUCGGGGCACUCUGAUCAAGCUACCUUUCCGAACUGAAGAAGAGGCUCUCAAGUCAGAAAUAAGCCAAAGGGUGCAUCACACACGUGAUACCAUUGCUUUUCAACACCAUUUUACUGAGAAUUCACAAACUCACCUCCUUUUUCUGAAGAAAAUAAACACAUUAUCCCUUCAAAAUAUCUCAAAUGGUGCAUCAACUCCACCAAGAAAUGAUGAAAUAGAAACUGUCCUCACUGUCUCUAAAACUAUUGUGAGCACAAUGAUGGUUACUGAUGAAACCAAUGUGUCAAAGCAGUGUCAAGCUGAAAAAUCACUGAUGACACUUGAUGGUAAAUGCAAGAAGAUAAUCAAUUGCUGCACAAUCAACAUUGUCCAAAUAACCAGUGAGCAGUCUGGAGUAACAGAAGUCCAAUCUUGGCUCCUGUACAACUGCUUUGGGACAGAUCAGUCGUUGAAAAUGGCCCUUGAAGAAAACAGCCAUGCCAAGUUUUCUUUACCGAUUGGUGGGAUUGCUGUGCCCUUGCAAAAUAAUCCAGAGACUGGAAAACUGGCCUCAUUACAAACACAUCUUGUUGGACAAGUGUUUUGCUUCCUCCCUCUUCCUAUUCACACAGGUCUUCCAGUCAAUGUAAAUGGAACAUUUGCUGUGACAAGCAACCGAAAAGGUCUGUGGGAAAGUGGAGUGAAAAAUAACUGGAACAAAGCACUCCUCCAGGAUCCUGUAGUGACCGCAUAUGUUACUGCACUCUUGGCACUAAAAGAAAUGUCUGAAGACAAACAGCUGGAGACCUACAGUUAUCAUACAUUUUGGCCUGACAGGGAGAAAGUGAGUGAAACUUUCAAGCCACUGGUGGAUGCAUUUUACGUUGCCAUUGCUCAACAGUCCACUGGCCCAGAACUCUUUAGUAAUGGAGAAAGCUGGUGCUCAAUGAACAAUGCCAUAUUUUUACAUGAGACCAUUGACGAGAAUGAAGACAUCAGUGCCCUUGCAGCACAGGUAUGCAAGAAAUAUGCAGAAGAAUCCAAACAUGUUGUUCCACUUCCACUGUGGGUGAGAAACAACUUCAAGCUGGCAGGCCUGGGUGAGGUUUUACAAAACAGGACCUGGAACUGGGAGACGUUUUACAGAGAAGCAGUGUUCAAUAAUCUUAGUACCAUGGACCCCCAGAGUAGAAAUACUCUUGUGCUGCAUGCUAUUGACCUUCACAUCACAGAAAUUGACAAUCUGUUGGUCCGCUAUCCAUGCAUACCAACAAAAGAUGGACAGCUGCAAUACAUCCGGAAACUAGUGAAUCCAUCAGGGAAGGUGGCUUGUCUUUUCGAACCAGGCGAGGGACGCUUGCUUGGUGGGACAGAGAAUGACUUUUGUGCUCCCAGAAAAAUUCAACGCUUAUUGGAACUUGGAAUGACAAAUGAUCAUCUCCCACUGGAUGACAUCACAGAGAAAGCAAGAACAAUAACUAAAACCUGGAAUACCAACAAAGAGAAAGCAUAUGUGCAUUUGAAGUGCCUACUUGAGCUUAUGAUGUAUCACAUGCUUGAGACAGAUUCUUGUCACUGGGAAACACUGAGGAUGACUGCAUUUCUCCCAGCAUUUCCCCCUGGUAAUACAAAUAAGGACGGAAAUGUAACACUUAAAAUGCCCACUGAAGUUUUUAGUGACAAAUGCUCCCUACUCGUUAACAUGACACAACCUGUGCUGGAUCACCUCAGUCUGAAAAUACACAACACUGAUCCACUCCUGCAAGUUUUGGGGGUUCAGAGCAGUCCAGAGCCGAGGACGGUGAUUUGCCAGCUGCAAGAAGCAUCUAAGCAAUCUCAAUCCACUGACAGAUCCAUGCUUCACAACAUAGCAAAUGAAUGCUAUAAGUUUCUAGAUGAGUGGGUCAGUGAUUCUGGGAAUGCCACUUUGAUUUCACGGUGGGCGCGUUCUUACCCAUUUAUCUUUGUUGGCAAUACAUUUGUAAAUGUCAACCAUGUAGCUGAAAAUGAGCAGUAUGAAGCAAAGCCCUAUCUCCAUGUACUUCCACCUGCCUUUACUGGGUACAGGAAUCUCUGGAAAUGUGCAGGUGUUACAAAGAAAUUUACAGUCCUUCAGUUUCAAAGAGUGCUUCAAGAACUGCACACUAAACAUGGAAGCAAGCCUCUGCCACAAACAGAUCUAUCAAUUUGCCUCACAAUUUUAAACAAUGGGAUUUAUGAAGCCAAAGAGGAAACAACUGGUGACUGGCUGAUACCCAAUGAGCAAGGGGUCUUACAACCUGCAACUGAGCUGUUUUACAAUGACAGCCCAUGGAUGCCGGUCACUAAAGGAAUCACACUGUGUCACAAAAAUAUCCCACGUCCAAUGGCUCGCCACUUUGGAAUCAAAACAACCAGACAUCAUAGUCUGGAAAACUGUGUAGCUGAAAACAUUUCACCGUUUGCUUUUCAGUUUGAACAGAAGGAACAACUCAGUGGUAGAAUAAAAAACAUAAUUUCAGCUUAUCCAUCAAAGAAAGAUAUCCUGAAAGAGUUAAUCCAAAAUGCAGAUGAUGCAGAGGCAACAGAAAUUCACUUUGUUUGGGACAAACGAGAGCAUGGAAAAGAAAAAACAUUUGGGACGAGAUGGAACCCCCUGCAAGGUCCAGCACUAUGUGUGUUCAACAAUAAAGUAUUUUCUGAUGCCGACUUGAACGGCAUUCAACAGCUUGGAGAAGGAGGAAAACACAAGUCUCCAGGGAAGAUAGGAAAAUAUGGAGUUGGAUUCAACUCUGUUUACCAUCUGACUGAUUGCCCUUCAAUACUCACUGGUGAUCAAAUCCUGUGCAUUUCUGACCCCAAUCAAAGAUACAUUGAUUGUCAUUCAGACAAACCACCACCUGGGAUUGGCUAUAACCUAGAUGAUCAACUUAAGACAAUGUACAUAGAUGUCUACAAUUCCUUUCUUCCAGACAUUUUUUCUCUUAAAGAGGGCACCAUGUUCAGAUUACCCCUGAGGACGGGCACCAAUGCAAACAGCUCCAAAAUAUCAAAACAAGGAGUGACUGACCGUGACAUGAAAGAGCUGUGCUCUGCCCUGUCUGAAGAUCCAGAAGGACUGAUUCUGUUUCUAAAAAACAUUUGCAAAAUAAAAGUCCAUGAAAUCGAUGAACGAUCAGGAAAACUUAAAACCAUCUAUGAGGUGGAAAAAAGUCUUCCACGGGAGAGCAAGGAAGAAAAAGAUGGUUUUAUACGAUGUCUACAAAAUGCACUACAAUGUGGCAUGCUGGUAACCCCAAAAAAGAUUUUUUAUGAAACCACGACUUCCACUUCAGAUAAAACAAAAAGUGAAUGGAUUGUUGCAGAACAGUUCGGCUCAGAUGAUGAUGUACAAAAACUCUCAAACAAACUUCCCCAAGCAGCACUAGCAGCACGUGUUAGCAUUAAGAAAUCCAGCAACUUGGAUAUGGAUUUUAACGGAGAAGCCUUUUGUUCUCUUCCUUUGCCAGGACAUACUGGACUGCCAGUACACGUCAAUGGAAACUUUGAGGUGGAUUCUGCAAGGAGAAGCCUUUGGAAGGAAGAUGGCCAAAGUCUGAAAUCAAACUGGAAUGAAUCUUUGAAAAAGAACAUCAUUGCUCCACUCUACGCAGAUCUGCUUCAUUACAUCAGUCGUAACACUGCAGUCAAGAAAGUUCCUUUAACAAGUAUUGAAUCAUGUUUCAGUCACUACUUGUAUUUUUGGCCAACUGUUUCCCAAGAUGUUGGUCAGGAAUGGCAUGAAAUGAUACAUGAGGUGUACAAAGCAAUUAAAGCAAAAUGGCUUGAUGUGAUCCCAGUGAUGAGGAGCUCUACACGUACAACAGCAGGUCGAGAGUUUAAAGAGUACUCAGUUGACUGGUGCAACAUCAGUGAAACAGAAACAACCGAGGCACUGUAUUUGACAGAUGAAGCUAGUUUUAAAAUAAAUCCAAUUUUGGAAGACCUUGGAAUGAAACUGGUUCCUGUUUCUUCAAAAAUGCGCAGAAUUUGGACUAGUUUCAAAUCUGCUGGCAUUGAACUAAAAACUGUCAACCCCACUGCAGUACAGUGCUUCCUAAGAGCAAAACCUCUCAAUGAUCCAAACCAAACACAUGAAGAUCUACCCUUGCCUGUAACUGAAACUCUGAUCAGAGAUGAAACUAGAUGUUCAACGCUCUUGAGUUUUUGCUUAAAAGGAAACGCAAUUAAACACAGUUCUGGAUUACUGGAUGGGCUUCCACUUCUUCUAACAAGAAAUAAAGUUUUGACAGUAUUUAACUCCCAAUCUCCCAAGCUAAUAUCGAGAUAUGACAAUCUGUUCCUUGGCUAUGAAGACCAUUUUGCAGAUUAUCAGACAAACUACAGUCACAUUGCACUUCUACUAACAUGUAACGUUGUCCAAAACUUGACACUUCCUUGUGCAGUGAAGUUUUUGAAGCCAUUAGUUCACAGUCUUCUUAAGAACUGUGAAGUUGAUCCACAAAAUGGUCUUCAUGUCCCAAAUGAGACAAUGUUGAAGUGGUUGAAAUUACUUUGGAUGUUCUUAACAAGUCAAAUCACAUCUCAAACACCAGAUAAAGAAAUGCUGACAUUAAGUGAUGUGAGGAAGCUCCUCAGUGACUGCUGCAUUGUUCCUGUUGUGUGUCCAAGAUUAAACAACAAGAAUUUCCUGCAACCAAUGAAAAACAUGCCAAGUGUGAUUCAGUUUGCCUCAGAAAAAGACAUUUCAAGCAUCCUCUUUAAACUUGGUUUUAUGAAGCUUGAUACUGUAUUCUUCUCUAAGAUAGACCAACAGACAAGUUUCCUUCUACAUGGCGAACUUAUGGAUGUGAAUGAUAAAAGCUCAGUGUUGGACCAGGUCUACAACAUUAAGCACUCAGAGUUUUCCCAGCUCACAAGUGAUGAGAUGAAAUGUUUUCAGACCUUUGUCCAGUCUGGCAUAUCAAAAUUCAAUGACAAUAAUCAAGAUUAUAAGAAGAAGCUUAAAUCCUUACCAAUAUUUGAAACCAUACAUGGAGACCGAGUAAGGAUUGAUGGACCUAAAGAAGUAUUUGUCCUCAACCUUGCUUAUACACUGAGAUUUCCAGAUUUGUUUACGUUGCCACAGAGUGGCAGCAUUUUUCUCAGAAACCACCCAGAGAAUCUAACUCUGGCAGAAAAACUGGACAUUAAAAUUCUAAAUGAUUUGGAGCACUUCAUGAUGUUCAUUUUGCCUACUGUGCACAGACUCACAGAGAGACAAACUCUUGACUGUCUCAAGAUGUUGCUGACACUGCAACAUGUUGAUGACUUCGCUCAACACAAGGAAGAAAUCCUCUCCUCAAUGAAGACAGUGAAACUGAUUUGCAAUGAUCAAGGUAGUUUGGAGCCUGCAUCAUACUACUUUGAUGACAGUGUUGAGCUUUACAAGAUCAUGUUGCCCCAAGAAAGAUUUGUCCCUCAGACAUUUUGGACUGAGUUGUCUGAGGGAAGUGAACAUACAGCCAGACAAGCAAAGGUGCUGGUCAAAAAACUUGGAAUGAAGCAUGUUGUGUCAAAAGAUGAAAUAAAACAAUUUGCCCAUCAGCUGGAAUCGGACGCAAAGAGAAGCAGUAAUCCUAAAGAGCUGAAGAAGAAAUCAUCAUUACUUUUCAAGGUGGCAUUGUCUAAAGUAAACGAAGACAUAAACAAGGGGAACAAAGAGAAGCAUUUCCUGGAAAGCAUAGCUGACAUCAAGUUCAUUUUUCCAGUGACGAUUCGAAAAGAACUAUGUGACUAUCACCAACCAUUUGCUUCAGAAAUAACUACUGUAACAGUCAGAGGAUCUUUGAUCGAAAGGGAUCCUCAUCAUCAAGACUUGAUUUGGUCUUCAAUGCCAAUUAUACAGCUACCAAAUGUGUCUAUAAAGGUCCUGGAGAGGAUGAAAGCAGCAGGAGCUCUUGAACAACCACCUCCACACUGUGUAACCAGUAACCUCAAAAACAUCUGUCAAUCACUGUGUAAAACUGAGCAGAUGAAAGAAACCCGUGCUAAUGUGUUUCGAAGAUCGUAUGCCUACCUGCAGGCACAUGGUUUCCAAAGAAAACAACUCGCUGGUCUUCCUGUUGUAUUGGUUGAAAAAGACACACAACUUGUGAAGGCUGAAGUUGUGACUCUCAUACUCUCAAAUGAUCUUGACUUCAGACCGUAUUUGUACAAACUUUCUCCAAAACAUGUCCUGUUUGCAGAUUUCUUCAGGAAAAUUGGAGUGAAGAAUGAAGCCACUGCAGUGCAGUACAGUAACGUUCUGGCAGCAGUUUAUGCUGAUUCCUGUGAUAAAGUGCAGUUAAACCCAAACCAGCUGAAAACUGUAAAACGAGCUGUUGAGCAGCUGUUUCAAUUAAUCACAGCUGAAGGAAACCUGACACUUGCUCACGAUGUUGAGACUUUGUAUCUUCCUGCAGUAGAUGGUAAAUUACACCCAUCUCACACACUCUAUUACAAUGACACAGUGUUUGAGAUCAAAAGGUUAGAAGAUGCACUGCUGGAGAAAAACAUCUUGUUGCUUGAGAAACUCAGUGAAUGUUAUUUGGGCAGAAACAUAUAUGAGCAUCAUCGGCUGCUGCAAUUGUUACCUCAGAAAUUUCAGCCUAAAAUGUUGUCUCAGUUCACUGAGGAAAAACUAAUGGAUUCAGAGAUGCAGCUUUGUGAGACUGGAUGUGAUUUUAGUGGAUGGUUUGAAAGACAUCUUUCUUCACCAGCAUUUAGACAUGGACUGAUCUGUCUUAUCAAGGAACAGUCUCAGGGCGAAAUAACAGAAGAAGAAGCUACUAACAUGUGUGAGGAGACUUUUGGCAGUAUUCAGAUUGUCUGCUGUGAAACACUGGAAACCAUGCUGUGGCUAGAUAAACAGCCACUACACAACACUGCCAGUGAAACUAGUGUCUUUGUAAAACCAGGGCAUCAAGGAUGCAUCUUUUACCUAAAGCACAAUGAUGGCCAGGACCCCAAAGUGAUAACAGAAGUAAAUGUAGUGUUGACAAAGGAGAUAAAUGCUCUGUUAGGAAACAGAAUCGCAUCUCACCUCCAAGUGGUUGGGGUACUUCUUAUGUGCAAUAACUUGCAAGAGAUUCAGAAAGCUCUGGCUAACCACGGAAUCCGUGACAGUGCUAAAACUGAAAUCUUCAAUCUUGAUCCACCUGCCCCUGGGAUGGAUGUUCCAGAGGACUGGUAUGAUUCCUUAGACAUGAGCAUUCUCAACAACUUUGAAGAGGGGGAAUAUGUUGGCUACAGCACUAACAACAAGUACAUCUACGCAAUUAUUGUUGAACUUACUGGGCAUGCUCAACAAUGUUCACGUCGUUACAAAAUAGAAAUCGGAGAAGAUGAGCCGAUUGAAGUCAGUAGUCUGGACCUGUAUCAGUUUAAACGAGAAAAGAAGCUAAAACCAGAAGGGAGGACUUGUACAUCUGUUGAAGCAUCUUGCAUGGAGGUGGAGCUAUUAGCAGGACCUGUGCCACAUUCUUCCCAACCAUCUACAAGUUCCUUACCAGCAUCUGUUGAUGAAGCUAAAAGGGAAAUUGACAGAUGUUUGGCAGAGGCAUGGACUCUUCCAGUGGAGGAGAGGAACAAAGCCAUCAGGCGACUCUACCUUAGAUGGCAUCCUGACAAAAAUCCUGACUGCCAAUUUCUUGCCGCUGAGGCAUUCAAAUAUUUGCAGAAUAAAAUUGAUGAGCUCAGUCAGGGAAAAAUCAAGGCCAAAACUUCAGGCACAUCCUAUUCAAGCGAAUACUCAGAUUUCAGAGACUUCUACCAGCAAUGGAAUCAGGAGGCCAGGCAUCACAGAACAGGUCGGGAGAGAUUCUUCAGAGGCAACCACUCUUACAACUUUUGGACCCAUAAUGCAAAUGUCCCGAGGCCCAACAGAGAGGAGGCCCAGCGCUGGUGUAGACAGGCUCGCUGUGAUCUCAAUGCAGCUUACAAAGACAAUGAUGGGGAGAGCACAGAGUGGUGUCUGUUUAAAGUCCAUCAAGCAGUAGAAAAGUCUCUCGUUGCUGCAGAAUACAAGCGAAAUGGAAAACACCCUUCCAGCAGCUCAAUUUCUGCCGCUGCUGCACAGGUUUCCGGCUACAACCCCAAACUGAGAGAUCUGCCUCAAAUUGUGGAAAAACUGAGGAGUCUGGGAGUGGACGCCAAAAAGACUCAAUAUCCCAACUGCCAUCCAUUUCCUCACAUUCCCAACGGCCAGUUCAAAUCGGAGAAUGAAAUGUUGGCCAUGAACCUGGCGUCUGAGCUGCUCAGUAAAGUGGAAGCCUAUGUGAAUUAGAGAUUCAAGGCAGUCAGACAUGUCAUGACUUUGUUAUUUUUACUAUACUUUUUACUAUUUUACUACAAUAUAAUCACCAUUUUAAGCAGCGUAAUAACUGUUUUCUCCAUUUUUUUUUUUUUAAAUACAGCUUUAUUACUAUUUCAUUUUUAUUUUUUACUUUCAGUUUGGUUGUUGCAGUUUUUAUUGUUUAAAAAUGUUUUUUGUUGGAUUAGUUUCAUUAAUAUUUUAAACUCUUUUCAUUAUUCUUAUAAUAUUUCUCUGUGGAAAGAUGUUUAAGAUGAAUACAAAUACAUGACAAUAGAGUCACAAUCUCACAUCCUCCUGCGUUGUAUUGACAAUAUUUUUAAGUCUAUUAAUGUCUACUGUUUUAUUGUUUUUUCAGUUAACUAAACAAUUUUUUUCCACUAUUUUUUAGAUCUUAGUUUAAUAAGUACUGUGUUGUAUUAUCAUUUGUUAUUGAUUAUAAAGCCUCUCUCUUCUUAUAGUCACUGCAUGAAUAUAUUCUGAAAGUGUGUGUAUCAUUUUAAACCUUCAUCAAUCUAUUCAUCAUUGCUUAUAAAUGAAGGAAUAAAGCCACUGUAUGAAAAUGUUAAAAUGCAAGGGUCUAUGUUUUUUAUUAUUAUUAUUAUUUUGCUGUAAACAUUUAUUACUGAUUAUUUUCAGUUUUGUUUCAGUAAGUUUUCAAAGAGGCUUUUCUUGGUUUAAUUUUUUAAUGUUAUUUCAUUUAACUAAAAUGUUUUUUUCUUUCCUUCCUUUCUAUUUUUUAAUACGUAUAUUGAUGUGACACUGUGCUAUGUAUGUUAUUGUUUAAUAUGUAUCUUUGAGGGGAAACUAGUCACUGCAAGAAUAUGUUCUGAAAACACAAGUAUUGUUUUAAACCUUAUGUGCCUUACCAAUAUGAUGAUGGAUGAAUUUGAACAGAGAGUGAAAAAAUUCCUCUUUGAACACUGUCUGAAUUUAUGAAAAUAUCA